Molecule: messenger RNA, 786 nt
Organism: Aspergillus steynii IBT 23096
Lineage: Eukaryota; Fungi; Ascomycota; Eurotiomycetes; Eurotiales; Aspergillaceae
Exons: 2
Coding region: 1-786 (261 amino acids)
Source: RefSeq, a predicted model, not a curated record
AUGUGGGAUUUCAGCUUUAAGAGGCGAGUUUUACAUGUUGAUGGAAAGAAGCUCAAGGUCGUGGAACAGUUCAGCGAGGUUCUGGACCAUAGAGUAGGCCAACGGAAUGUCCUCGUAAAGGCCAGAAACAUCGACAACAAUAUCAUGUCUUUGCUGAAGAUACGUUAUCAGCUGGACCCAGAGAUAUUCGGCUUUUUCGGCGAUGAAAACAAGGAGAUCAUGGAGAUAGCUGAAGAAGACUUUCUCUUCGAGGUCCAGGCUGCUAUGGUCCUGAGUGAAGCCGGCCUCGGGCCACAGUACAUCAACUACGAAAGACGAACUCAGCCAGAGUGGAUGCCCUUUCCUAAAGGGUGUGUCCACGUCCUUGUGAUGAAAGUUCCCCCAGGAGAGAACCUUGACGAGAUCCGUGAUGACCUCACGGAUCGCCAGUUGGACAGCAUAAGGACCCAGCUCGCGCACAUUCUAGAAAUAAUGCGCCAGAAUUAUAACAAGAUGAUCCAGCAACACCCGAGCUAUCUGAACUACGACGUGCACACGAACAAGCUCUAUCUAGUCGACCUGGCGGGCCUUGGCUUCACUGACCCAGACGACAAUACAUCGUUCCCGAUCGACGAGGAGAGUCCCUACGUCGAAGCAUUCAACCUUUGGCGGGAGCCGUAUCAUAAGGUCGAUGAAGGCUCGGAGGAGGCAGGAGAAACACCAUCACCCGAUAAGCGUGUCGUGGAAAAAAGCCACGAUCCGACCAGGCCGGUCAAGAAGCAAAAACGCCCUCCAUGGAGACAUUGA